Messenger RNA from Labrus bergylta (ballan wrasse), 4830 nucleotides. RefSeq names its product anoctamin 11 (gene ano11). The record is from RefSeq and is a predicted model, not a curated record. Lineage: Eukaryota; Metazoa; Chordata; Actinopteri; Labriformes; Labridae. Gene Ontology annotation, cellular component: plasma membrane. Gene Ontology annotation, molecular function: protein dimerization activity; chloride channel activity. Gene Ontology annotation, biological process: chloride transmembrane transport.
AGAUGCAGCAGCUGCUGCCUGCAUGCUAGGUCCAUUACGGUAUUCUUAAAGCUAUCUCGCUGUGGGGCAGAGGAGCUUGACGGAUUCAGAGACAGAGAGGAGGGAGAGGACGAGGGAAACACAAAGAGCUGCAAAUCCAGACCUGAGCAGCGGGCUCAUUUUCACCAAAUCAAAGUAGAACCUCUCUAAUCCUCAUCAUGUUGAGGAAGGGCUCGGAGCUGCUGAAAGGGGACAGGGAGGUCCUCCUGGAUCUGGACUGUGGAGGAGACGCACACCACACAGACAGCUAUGGGAGUCUACACAACGGGAGCUUCAUCCCGCCAAGAUAUUUCUCAGCCGCAACUGCUGCCGAUGGCACCAUGGAUGGUGAUGAUCCCAUUCAUGUUCACUGUAAUACAAGAAAUCAGCCAGCUCCACAGCCGGGGAAUUACUUCAGAGAUGGAAGAACCAAAAUCGACUUUGUGCUGGUGUGGGAAGUUCGCUCCCGGAGAAAGCGGCGAGGAAAGGGGAAGCACUUGGCGACUGCUGAGGAGGGGGAAGCUGUGCCCACUGAGGAGAACAGCAGGUCUGAAAGAAGGAAAGCACAGCUGGCCCAGUGGAGGGAGAAGUUUGUGCAGAAUCUUGAGAGUGCAGGAUUGCUCAUGGAAAAGGAGGAGACGGCAAAUGAAAAGAAAACAGUACAUUUUCUGAAGCUAAGCGCUCCUUGGGAUGUGUUGGUGUGUUAUGCUGAAGAACUCUGUGUGAGAGCUCCAUUGCAGACACAGCCAAAUCUGGACUUCAACACAUCUGCUCAGGUUCUAAGUAGACUAUGCAUACCUAACGUCAUGAAGGAGUCUGUGCCAAACAGGCCGCUGGACUAUUACACAUGUGCCUUUCGCAAAUCAAAGAUGAGCAGGUUCCUUGGCUGUGACGACCAUGAAAACUACUUCACAAAUACACAGAGACAUCGCAUCGUGUAUGAGAUUCUUGCCAGGACAGUGUAUGGAAAAAGGAAGAGGGCAGAGGUGGGUGUGGACAGACUGGUCAAUGAGGGAGUGUACACAGCAGCUUUCCCGCUUCACGAGGGCCCCUUUGAACUCCCGAGGCAUGAGAUUGGUCCUGAUGAGCUGAACCAGAGGCAGGUUCUUUACCAAUACUGGGCCCGCUGGUUAAAAUGGUUCAAGUACCAGCCACUGGACCACAUCAGGGAGUACUUUGGAGAGAAGAUUGCAUUCUACUUUGCCUGGCUGGGUUUCUACACAGCCUGGCUGCUGCCGGCAGCAGUGGUGGGUACUCUGGUCUUUGUGUCUGGAGUCAUGUCGAUGGGUACCAACACACCAGCUAAAGAAAUCUGUAACAGUGGAGCUACGUACCUGAUGUGUCCUCUCUGUAACACAUGCCAGGCUUGGAACAUGUCUGAGAUCUGCACAAUGGCCAAGUUGGGCUACUUAUUUGACCACCCAGGAACAGUCCUCUUCAGUGUGUUCAUGUCCUUCUGGGCUGUCACCUUCCUGGAGUACUGGAAACGAAAGAUGGCAACCCUGGCCCAUCACUGGGACUGUAUGGACUUCCAUGAAGAAGAGGAGCGUCCUCGGCCGGAGUUUGCAGCCAUGGCCCCGUCUAUGGAGCCAAAUCCAGUGACUGGGGUCAAAGAGCCGUACUUUCCAGAGAAGACGAGGAUAUCUCGCAUGUUCACUGGCUCCAUGGUCAUCAUAAUGAUGCUUUGUGUGGUGAUGAUCUUCCUGGUGACAGUGGUCAUGUGCCGCGGGAUCAUAAGCAUAAUGAUGUUCCAUACUGGGAGCCCCGUCCUACGUACAGAGGCCGGGACAAUAGCAAACGUCUCCAGCAGCAUCGUGAAUCUUGGCCUUAUCCUGUUGAUGGGCCGUGUCUACACUGCAUUAGCUGAGCAGCUCACUAAAUGGGAGAUGCACAGAACACAAACUCAGUACGACAACGCCUUCAUCUUCAAAGUGUUCAUCUUCCAGUUUGUCAACUUCUACUCCUCUCCCUUCUACGUGGCUUUCUUUAAAGGAAGGUUUGUGGGUUACCCAACCAACUAUGGGACCUUGUUCGGGAUGAGAAAUGAAGAUUGUGGUCCCGGGGGUUGCCUCAUUGAACUGGCCGAACAACUCUUCAUCAUCAUGGUGGGAAAGCAACUCAUCAACAACGUUCAGGAGUUUGUUAUCCCUAAAGUGAAGGCCUGGCACCAGAAGAGAACUUUAGCCAAGGUUCUUGGGAAUAAAUCCUCUGAUGAGCCCAGACGCUGGGAGGAGGACUACCAGCUGGUGGAGUGUGAAGGCCUGUUUGAAGAAUACCUUGAAAUGGUGCUCCAGUUUGGGUUCAUCACCAUCUUCGUGGCAGCGUUCCCUCUCGCUCCUCUCUUUGCUCUCCUCAACAACUGGGUGGAGAUCCGUCUGGACGCCCACAAGUUUGUGUGCGAGUACCGCCGGCCGGUGGCUGAACGUGCCCAGAACAUCGGAGUCUGGUUCAACAUACUGGAGGCCCUGUCGCACCUGUCAGUCAUUGCAAACGCUUUCCUUAUAGCCUUUACUUCAGAUUUUUUACCUCGCCUGCUCUACCAGUACAAGUUUGACAACGAUCUCAAUGGAUACGUAAACUUCACCCUGGCUUAUGCCCCUCUUAACUACACUGCGUAUCCCAUGUGCAGAUAUAAAGCUUACAGAGACAACAGUGGAAACUACACACUCUUCUACUGGGAGCUUCUAGCCGUCAGACUUGGUUUUAUUAUUGCAUUUGAGCAUGCGGUUUUCUUUGUGCUGCGAGCCAUCGACUGGAUCGUACCUGAUGUCCCUGAAUCCCUGGAACUGAAGAUAAAGAGGGAGCGCUACCUGGCCAAGCAGGCGCUGGCAGAAAACCAGGAGGCUCUUUUGAUGAGUCGAAGCCGAGGGGCCGCCCCUGCAACCCCUGGCUCUUCCAGCCCAGUGAAUGUUGCCGGAUGAAGGCAGAUGAGUACCACACAACAACAAGCGACGCAUCCUUUGGAAACAUGAGUUAGGACUCCAGCACUGGAAACGACUAGUUUGAGAGGAGAACAGGAGGACCGAGGAGACGCACCUUCACAUCUGGGAUAUUACAAGUGAACUUUUUCCCUCAUUGGAAACAUAUAAACGGGACUCAGAGUCAUGGAACGAGCAGAAACUCGACCCUCACCUGAGCAAACCCAAGCCAAAUGUAACAAAACUAAUAUUAUGUAACCGUGGCAAUAAUGUUAUCAAAUGACAAAAAUGUAUACAUGAUUGAAAAGUGAAACGUUCCGGAUAAAAUGUAGAAGCCUCUUUGCUAAUCUUCAGCAAAAGAAACAAGUACAAUAACUAGCAUUAACAAAGCACACUCGUACAAGUAAGCUGCAUUAGGAUUGGCUAACUGGAGUAGCUGCAUGGUUCGUUUAAACUAUGAGACUGUUUUCAUCUUGUCUUUGAUCGUUUUAGAGUUCGACACAAACAUCUGGAGCAGUGUGUCACAGUCACAGCUAAAUUAGACUAAUUAGUAUGAACAUGAAGCUAAAUGUUAGUAAAUUCAUAUUCAAUGUUUUAAUGACAGAGAAGAGAAACUUAACCUCCGGUGGUUUAUGUUCUCACCUUAAUGCAUUGAUGUACAGGUGUACUUCUGUGUCUGCAAUGUUUGGUGUGGUAGCACAUGCAACAGAGUUCAUUCUGACAGCAACACAACCACACCCAUCACUGUAGCUGGGUGUGGUGAGACUUUAAACAAGACAGGGCAGUGAAUCACUUCUAUUUACCCUGCUGUCAGUUUACUUUCAAACAAGCACUCCACUGAUUAAGUAGGAAACGUCCGAAAAGUUUGGGGAGAGCACAACAAAGGUCAAGAAACCCUGACUCAAGUCCAACACAAGGUCAAACUUCAACAAUUCUGGAUUGUGCAUUUUUCUUUGAUACAGCUGCAAAGAGGGAAAAAUUACUUUCAAAGGUGCCAGUGGGACCUCUAGGUUAACUCCUCAACAGAAAGGAUAGUGCAAGAAGACAUCAGGACUUUCUUUGGCCAAAAAUACUGCAUGUAUGCAUACAAAGAAUAGUGCAGAUCUUCCUCAGCCAAUCACAGACUUUAAGAAUCUUGAUGUCGUAUAUUAGAAGAAGAUUGUUCGACAUACAACCUAAAUGAAUUCUAUUUUUAGUUGAAAUAAUUUAAUUUAAUUUAAUUUAAAGUUCAUUUACAUUGUCCUGAACUUACAUUGUUCAGGACACUUUCCAGUGGUCUGUCAAAAAUGUGUUUUGAUAAUAUUAUUAUUAGGGUUAAUUUCCUCAGACUUAAUAAAGCCCCACCCCUACACACACACACACACACACACACACACACACACACACACACACACACACACACACACACACACACACACACACACACACACACACUUUUUAGUUCACCACCAUUGUUUAUUAUAUUUAUGAUAACCCCUUGAGGUCAAAAAACACUUACAUGUAAAACACCAUAGCUAUUUGACUUAAAACAAUAACUGGCACUGAAGGAAGCAACUGUCUAUAUCUUCCUGUUAUUCUAAUGAAAAGGCAUCGGAGCUCUGUCGUUUUCCAGAAAUGUAUCUGCUGUCAUCUCAAGAUGCUGAACAUGUUGAAACAUCUACAACUUUGUCUGAAAUGUGUAUGUAAAUACAAAUAUACUGUCCAUGUCUGCCGUCCAUGGAUGCUGAGAAUGUCCGCCCUGUCCACUUGAAUGCUCAGCAGACUUUCAUGUGAAGGAUUUCUAAGAGUUGCUGCUGUAUUGUAUUGUAAAGGGAAGUGAAAUAGUUCCUUUAUAUAGAAAAUAUUUAGUGUUUGAGCUGUUUUUCAUUUAGACUUUUUAGAGCAAAAUAAAUCU